AUGAACCCUGGAAACCAUUCUUCAGUGACUGAGUUCAUCCUGGCUGGGCUUACAGAGAAGUCGGAGCUCCGGCUGCCCCUCUUCGUCCUCUUCCUGGCAAUCUACAUGGUCACAGCGGUGGGGAACCUGGGCAUGAUCACACUGAUUGGGCUCAGUUCACACCUGCACACCCCCAUGUACUAUUUCCUCAGCAGUCUGUCCUUCAUUGAUUUCUGUCAUUCCACUGUCAUUACCCCCAAAAUGCUGGUGAACUUUGUGACAGAGAAGAACAUCAUCUCCUACCCUGCAUGCAUGACUCAGCUCUAUUUUUUCCUCAUGUUUGCUAUUGCCGAGUGUCACAUGUUGGCUGCAAUGGCGUAUGACCGCUAUGUGGCCAUCUGUAGCCCCUUGCUUUACAAUGUCAUCAUGUCUCGUGGUGUCUGCUUCUGCCUCACAGCAGGAGUUUAUAUUUUGGGUGUCCUUGGUUCUACGAUCCAUACAAGUUUUAUGCUGAGACUCUAUUUGUGCAAGACCAAUGUGAUUAAUCACUAUUUCUGUGAUCUCUUUCCCCUCUUGGAGCUGUCCUGCUCUAGCACCUACAUCAAUGAGUUACUGGUUUUGGUCCUGAGUGCUUUUAACAUCCUGACUCCUGCCUUCACCAUCCUUGCCUCCUAUGUCUUCAUCAUUGCCGGCAUCUUCCAAAUUCGCUCCACUGAGGGCAAGUCCAAAGCCUUCAGCACUUGCAGCUCCCACAUCUUAGCAGUUGCUUUCUUCUUUGGAUCUGCAGCAUUCAUGUACCUGCAGCCUUCCUCGGUCAGCUCCAUGGACCAAGGGAAAGUGUCUUCUGUAUUUUAUACUACUGUGGUGCCCAUGUUGAACCCCCUGAUUUACAGCCUGAGAAAUAAGGAUGUCAAAUUUGCCCUGAAAAGAACUGUGGGGAGGAAAUUCUGUUCGUGA
Molecule: messenger RNA, 936 nt
Organism: Nycticebus coucang (slow loris)
Lineage: Eukaryota; Metazoa; Chordata; Mammalia; Primates; Lorisidae
Product: putative olfactory receptor 8G3
Exons: 1
Coding region: 1-936 (311 amino acids)
Biological process (GO): G protein-coupled receptor signaling pathway; sensory perception of smell
Cellular component (GO): membrane
Molecular function (GO): olfactory receptor activity; G protein-coupled receptor activity; odorant binding
Source: RefSeq, a predicted model, not a curated record